Molecule: messenger RNA, 3292 nt
Organism: Sturnus vulgaris (Common starling)
Lineage: Eukaryota; Metazoa; Chordata; Aves; Passeriformes; Sturnidae
Source: RefSeq, a predicted model, not a curated record
AUGGACGGAGCCGGGCUGGGCGUCACCGCCUGCGCCGCGGCCGCGGGGCUGCUGCUCUACCGCAUCGCGCGGAGGAAGAAGCCCACACAUGUGACAGUGAACUGCUGGUUCUGCAACCAGGACACGGUGGUGCCCUACGGGAACCGCAACUGCUGGGACUGCCCCAACUGCGAGCAGUACAACGGCUUCCAGGAGAAUGGAGACUACAACAAGCCUAUCCCUGCCCAGUACAUGGAACACCUUAACCACGUUGUGUCAGGCAGUCCAACUUUCUGUGACCCUGCCAAGCCACAGCAAUGGGUGAGCAGCCAAAUUCUGCUCUGCAAGAAAUGCAAUAACCAUCAAACCAUGAAAAUCAAGCAGCUGGCUUCAUUCUCACCAAGGGAGGAGGGCAGGUACGAUGAGGAGAUCGAGGUGUACAGACACCACCUGGAGCAGACCUACAAGCUGUGCCGCCCGUGCCAGGCUGCCGUGGACUAUUACAUCAAACACCAGAACCGGCAGCUGCGCGCGCUGCUGCUCAGCCACCACUUCAGGCGCCGCGACACCGACAAGAGCUACAGCCAGAGUUUGUGUUCAUCCUCCUCUUCCACUUCCAUCACCACGCCAGCUCAGGUGAUUCUUCUGCGGUUCCUGGCCUUCCUCAGCUGUGCAUUCCUGGUUCUGAUGGCCUUGUACGGGUCAGGAGACCCCUUCUCCCUCAGCAGAGCUGUCCCUGCUCCUGUCCCUGCUCCUGUCCCCUCUGGGCCCGUGUGGAACAGGACAGGAGCCAGCCCCGGUGCUGGCGGGGGCAGUGCCAGGGACAGGGGCAGUGACAAGGACAGUGGUGGUGGCAGCUCGGGACGGGGCUGGCAGGAGCUGCUCCUCCUUCUCCCAGAGCACCUCCUGAAGAACCUGAGCUCGGCGUGGGCCUAUGGCAAGAAUCAUCAGAUGGCAGUGGCCGUGCUGGGGCUCUUCACCUGCCUGCUGGCCAUGCUCCUGGCUGGGCGCAUCAGGCUCCGGCGGAUCGACGCCUUUGCCUCGCUGCUGUGGUUGCUGGUGAUGUCGCUGCACGUGGCCGAGCGGUACCUGCAGGCAGACACGCCCAGCUGGCUGGACACGGCCAAGUUUGGCACCACGUCCCUGUGCUGCCUGGUCGGCUUCACCGCAGCCGUGGCCACGCGGAAGGCGACGGGCCCGCGGAGACCCCGGCCCCGAAGGUACCUCUCUGGGGACUCCAUCACCGUCUUUCCCAGCAGCCCUGGCACAGCCUUCCCUUCACCUGCCACGUCUCUGUUUGUCCCAACACCACCCAGCAUCCUCCACCUGACAAACCAGCAGCUCUUCAGGUCCCCACGCAGAACUUCCUCAUCCUCCCUCCCCGGCCGUCUCAACAGGGCUCUCUCCCUGGGCACCAUCCCCUCGCUGGCACGGGCAGAUUCUGGCUACUUGUUCAGUGGAAGUCGACCGGCCUCGCAGUCAUCCCAGUCCAAGGAGUCCCCUCCAUCAGAUCCCUUCUCGCUGCUGGCCGGCAGCCGUGCCCCGUCCCGGAUCCCAUCCCCGGCUCCGUCCGUGGCCGGCUCGGUCACGUCCAGCUCGGGCUCGCUGCGCCUCCGCCGCCCGCUCAUCAGCCCCGCUCGCCUCAACCUGCAGGGCCAGAAGCUGCUGCUGUUCCCGGCACAGAGCGAGGCCCUGCUCACCCCGAGCGGCUCCGAGGAGCACACCCACCCCGACAGCCACGCCUUUGCCCCCGAGCUGCCCGGCUUUCCCCGGAAAAGCCUCCUGGAGCGGGGAGUGCCAGAUAUGAAAUCUGCUGUGGAAGGGGGGAGCAUUUGCAGUGAUAAUUCCAUCAAAAAGGAGGAUCACUCAUCACACUCAUCUACCUGUGUGGUAGACACAACCACCAAAGGGGAAGAUUUGGCAGGCUGGAGAGGUCGCUGUGGUACCUCUGCUCUCCGGGGCCUGCUCGCCAUCAGCCUGACUCUCAAUGCUGUCUUCACAUCAGCCUAUGUGUACAGGAGCCUGCGCUGAUCUGUGCCAGCAUUUCCCUUCUCCUGCUCCCACCUGGUCCUGAGGAGGCAGGAAGAACCCAACCGUGGCUUCAUGGCCAAUGGCCACGCCACCGGUGCAUGCUGUUUUCUGAAAAACUACUGUACCCUCAACUGGCAUGAAAAGGAACCUGGGCAGCUGGUGCCAUCACUUCCGGGCAGAACAUAUCCCAGGAUUGUCCCUGGAGAUGGCAGGCAGAAUUCCCAGCUCCAGUUCAAAGCAGGAGGCCAGUCCAAUGGCCCACAGACUUUCUUUCAAAAGAACUGACCUGAGACACAAGCCUGAAAAUGUGUGAGCUGCAUUUUUAGGAACCUACCCCCAGCUCUUCUUUCUGACAUAUUGACCUCGUGCUGAUGGUGCUGGUAAAAUGGGGAGAAUUAGAACUGAGCUGAAGAAGAGGGAUGGCUCAGUAGCUGGUGCUGGGCUUUGGCUACUGUCACAGCAUCCCCAGCCUCUGCUCAGUGGUUCCUCUUCUCUCUUGUCUUUGGCGUUCUCCUCUAAAUUGUCAGUGAACUCUCUUUAGUUGCCUUAAGCUUGCCUAAGCACAUGGGUGACCUUGGCUGCUCUGUCAUGUUCCUGUAUCUUAGAUGUCCUUGUGCUUCCAGCUGGACCUGGCCCUGAGGCUUUCACCAGUUCCAUUCUGGCCGUGCUGGUUCUCAGCCCCCUGUGUGUGCCUGUGCCCAGCCAGCUCUGAGGCUGCAGGGCUGCACAGCCCCACACAGACACCCUGUGCUGGCUGCAGCAGAACCUGGAAUCCCAUGCUUUGCUUUGCCCAGGAGGCAUUGACUGAAGUGGGUACAAAGAAAGGAUCCUGGUGUGAUUUGCACCGUAGUCAAAGGGCUUCAGCUCCCAGCUCUGCUGGAGUUCUCACUGAAGCAGUGAGUGCCAGAGCCUGUUCUUGCUGUAAAUCGCACAAAUCUGAUUGUCAGAGGUAGGUGAGGAGCUGUCUGAUUGUAUACAUCUAUCUGACACCUCAGCCUCAUGUUGGGAUUUGCUAAGUAACUGUUUAAGAUAUUUCUUAUUUAGUAAAAUGCCCAGGUGCUCUUAGUGAGAAAUGCCAAACCUGCUUCUGGACAAUUCAGCCUUCUGGAUAGAUUCUUUCCUAGCCCAAGGAAAGUAGUAGAUUUCCGAAAGUAGUAGAUUUCCAAAAGCAGUUUGUAAUUUGGAUAUUUCUGCUUUUGGUGAGUCUUCAGCAUUGCUUAGAAUUCAGGGGCCAUUUAGAGUACUGUGCUGAACAUUCAGAAAAAUUUAGUGCAACUUAGGG